AUGGACAUCAAGUUUUGCAAGACCAACCUCCUCAUUGAGCACAAGGAGUUGGAUGGGAGGUUCCAAUUCAAGUUCACACAUCCAUUGGCUGGCCUCCAAGCUUCUCCUGCCCAACCCAGAGCUCACCACAGUAGUAGGGGUGAGAACAUUGACUUCAGACCCCCUGUGUACACAUUAGUUGGGCAUGAGGAUGAUUGCGAGAAGAGGAGCCUGAGCUCGAUCGAGCUGAGGAUCGAAGUCAGGAGAAUGAAUUUGGAGGAUUGGACUUCUCCAAAAGUUCAACAAGUGGCAAGGGAAAGCCAUGAGAAGAUGCAAAAGUCCAUGGACAAGAUGGUGAGCAAGAUCAAGAGUUUGGAGAAGAAGGUUUCUGGUUCUUUCAAGAAGAAGAAGUCCAAGGCCCCCACAUUCCCUAGGAGUAGAUCACUCCUCACCACUCCAAGGAGGCUCCUGCCCAAGAGCCUCUCACAGAGAGAAGGAGGAAGAGUUCCAAGGCCAGACGCUCCAGCUCGACCACCGGACUCGAUCGAGUCCAAACAGAGGAAACUCAACUCGAUCGAGCUGAGGUCGAGUCGAGCUGAGGAGCAGUUUGAGAACCCUGGAUUUGAGUACGAUCCCACCUUACCAGGACUUCCCAGAGAUGGACCCCUACAGUUCGAGCAGCCAGCUCCACCAAGGCCAAGGAGCCACACACUUUGA
This is a messenger RNA of Microthlaspi erraticum, 696 nucleotides long. The record is from the annotation of a GenBank genome assembly. Lineage: Eukaryota; Viridiplantae; Streptophyta; Magnoliopsida; Brassicales; Brassicaceae.